UUGAUAUUCUUCUUGAUUAGAUGAAAAGAAAAGAAGUUGGAAUUGGUAAGAUAUAUGAUGCCCGUGCAUUGAGGGUGGUUGUUGGAGAUAAGAAUGGAACUCUACAUGGACCCGCGAUACAAUGUUGCUACAAUCUUCUCAACAUUGUGCAUAGUUUGCUCUCGCCACAAAGUCAAUUCAAAUGCUUGAGACAAGGUGCGGCCUAUACAUCCUCAUCGCUGGUGCUCUGGACCCCUAUUGAUGGUGAAUUUGAUGAUUACAUUGUUAAUCCAAAACUUAGUGGCUAUCAGUCUCUGCACACUGCAGUACAAGGUCCUGACAGCUCACCUUUAGAAGUGCAAAUAAGAACACAGAAAAUGCAUGAGUAUGCAGAGCAUGGACUUGCAGCCCAUUGGCUUUACAAAGAAACUGGCAGCAACAUGCCUGCAAUAAACAGUUUUGGUGAAUCUGAAAUAGAAGAAUCCCCAUAUCUCUCUAAAGAUGUGGAGGACCGUAAUUCUAUGGAGUAUGAUUUGUUUCUGAAGUAUAAUUCCUUGAAAGAAGGACACCCAGUCCUAAGAGUGGAAGGAAGCCACUUGCUUGCUGCAGUUAUCGUCAGAGUUGAUAAAGAUGGAAGAGAGUUGCUUGUUGCUGUGAGCUUUGGACUGGCUGCUUCUGAAGCCGUAGCUGAGAGAAGAUCUUCUUUCCAAACAAAGAGAUGGGAGGCUUAUGCAAGGUUAUACAAGAAGGUUUCAGAUGAGUGGUGGUGUGAGCCAGGACAUGGGGACUGGUGUACUUGCCUUGAGAAGUAUACAUUGUGUCGAGAUGGUAUGUACCACAAGCAAGACCAAUUUGAGCGCCUUCUACCAACCUUCAUCCAGGUUAUUGAUUUAACUGAUCAAGAAGAAUCUGAAUACUGGGCUGUUGUUUCUGCUAUAUUUGAAGGCAAACCCGUUGACUCUAUUGCAUCAAAAUCAAAUGCAGACUAUGUAAUUUCAACUUCUACGGAGACAAGCAUCAAUAACAAGGUGCGUUUACUGAGGACAAUGCUUCAGUGGGAAGAGCAACUUCGUUCUGAAUCAAGUCUUGGCCAAAUAAAGAAAAGGGAAGCACCUAAUGGAGAUACUGAUCCUGGCUUCCUUGGGGAAAUUGUAAUCGUAUGUUGGCCCGAUGGUGAGAUAAUGAGGUUGAGGACAGGUAGCACCGCAGCUGAUGCUGCCAGAAGAGCAGGCCUAGAGGGAAAGCUCGUUGUUGUUAAUGGUCAGCUGGUAUUGCCUAACACGGAGCUUAAAGAUGGUGAUGUAGUUGAAGUAAGGUUGUAAAUAUGUAAGGCAUAAUUGAUUGGUUCACUUUGUAUUCAUGGCAUGUCUCCUUAGGUAUAAUUGAUUAGUUAGUAGCAUAAGGUAGAUCCUUCAAUGUCGAUUUUAGUUUAAUUAAAUCUCAUCUUUUGGGGAUCUGGGAUAUUGUCAAACCUUGUGGAUAUUUCAGUGUAAAUAUGUCAGCCUUCACCACUUAAAUGAAAUGGUGAAGAAUUCUAUUUUAGUUUCCUUUGCAAGUGAUGAAUUCUAUUUUAUGGUG
Carica papaya (papaya) is the source of this 1557-nucleotide messenger RNA. NCBI's taxonomy places the organism in Eukaryota, Viridiplantae, Streptophyta, Magnoliopsida, Brassicales, Caricaceae. The record is from RefSeq and is a predicted model, not a curated record.